Molecule: messenger RNA, 591 nt
Organism: Saxophila tyrrhenica
Lineage: Eukaryota; Fungi; Ascomycota; Dothideomycetes; Mycosphaerellales; Extremaceae
Exons: 2
Coding region: 1-591 (196 amino acids)
Source: RefSeq, a predicted model, not a curated record
AUGUUGCGGCACAUGAAGCAUGUAUUCAGCGAAGCGGCAAAUCCUAACGGACCACCGGCGAGAAUGGAGAACGAGACGCUGAGGAAGCCGGCGCUGCGCAGUCUCCGGUGUCGCUAUGAUAAGCAAUCACCUGAGAUUAUCCAGUCAUUCCUCCAGAGUUUCUCUGGUCUGGAGCUGGUGCUGCUUGAAAGCAGUCAGCCUUGGGACUUUGACCUAAAGUGCCUCGAUGGACACCUGGACAGUCUUCGGCACCUAUGUAUCAGCCUGGGCGAGGACCGCGUCCGCGGGCACGAAAAGUGGAGGCCAAGAGUCCAAGAUCUUACACACAUGCUGAGAAGGGCGCCGAACAUUCAGCAACUGGCGAUUCCAUUUCCAACGUACGAGCACGAAACUCAGUACCAGCAGAGGAGCUCGUGGGACCGGUCAUACUUUACAGCCAUCGCUGACCUUGCCAAUUUGCAGGUGUUGAGGUGUCUUUUCUGGCCUCGUCCGAUGCGGUACAAAGGUGAUGUUCGUGGGACGUAUCAUCGCGGGCUACAAAGCUACGCAGAGACCACCGUGAACGCAUUCGCACGAUUGUACACGGAGUAG